GGUCUCGUCAGAGAGAAUAUUCAAAUUUGAGUUAACUAGUUACUCUUGAGAAUAAUGUAAUUUUUCGUGCUAUAACUAGAGAAUAUAUUAUAUUCAAACCCACCUUGACAAAAAUAAUGCAAUUUAUAAACUUUUUGGAAACAUCAGGUUAGUGGGCGCUGAAAACCUGUUGGAACAUAAAAAUGUCCAAAGAUGACCAACACCCAUUGGACCAAAGGCCCACAAACCCUAAGGAAAAAUCAGUUCGAAUGGAAAGUCUUGUUGGUAUUUCCUCAAGAGAAAAACAAUCUGAGGAUGAUCCAGAUAAAAAUAAUCCCUACUCUAUAACGGAAGAAGAAUUGUCCAAACGUCUUUUUAGCUCUUCCGAUACUGGAAGAAAAACCACUCAGAUCUAUUCAUGUUUUGUUGGCAGCAAGAAAGACAGGAUAGAGGAUCUACCAAUCAUGUAUUAAAGAAAAUUUUACUUCAAAACUUUCAAGGAUGGGUUUAACUCCUAAAUAUGUACUUUUUUUAGUAUCGAUGGGACACUUGUGUUUUGGAACCUGCCUUGGUUGGGCCUCUCCGAUGAUGUUUCAUAUAGCGGCAAAAGAAGAUUUUGCAAGUUUUCACACUUGGAUGACAUCCAUGGUACCCUUAGGAGCAUGCAUGGGCUUUGGAGUUUGGUCUGUGAUGGGAUACAAAAACGGCCCCAGAAAAACCCUUCUGAUACAAACCCUUAUCUAUCUAACCUUAUGUUUAACCCUCUUCUUUGUAACUCACAAGGGUUUCGUGCAAGCCGGUAGGUUCUUCCUUGGCUUUUUUGGUAUAGGUUAUGUAGUAUGCGGUCAAAUGCUGAUGACCGACACCAUCCAAGUAGGUCUUUUGAAAUAUAUGAGGAUAGCGCCCCAUUUAUUUAUGCUUAUGGGUGUGUUCCUGGUGCAAGUCACAGGUAUUUACUCUGAAUCGAAGAACGGUGGUCUUGCUUGUAUAGCCAUAACGAUUCUCCAGUUCAUCAUGCUUUUUAUAAUGCCGGAAAGCCCAGUCCACAUGUACAAAUUUGGGGAGAAACGUGCGGAGAACUCCCUUAGUUGGUACAUGGGACGAAGAAACAUCUCAGACAACAUGAGAAGAAUAAGAACAGAUUACGAGUACAGAAGAAUGAACGUUGAAGAUAAAUACAUGUUGAACUCAAGCGUAGUGAAGAAAGGCUUGAUUAUCAUCAUAGGAGUAAUAAUUCUGCAAGUAGGAUCCGGAUACCACCUGUUUCUCUUUUAUGGCACCAUAAUUUGGUCGGUUGUCCCCCUUAUUAGCGAAAAAGCAGAUGUAAUAAUCCUAGGUUGUGUCCUACUGGUAUCCAGGCUUUUUUGGUCUAUAGCGCACUUAAAACUGAAACUACCCGUUAGGUUGGCUCUCAUCUUGAGUUGUACGAUUGUAGCAACAAGUCAAAUGGUUCUUGCUUCAAUUUUGCUGGUCCUUCGGUAUUGCGUUUCGAAUUACCUAAGAUGGUGGUGCUUCGUCUGUUGUUUCUUCAUUAUUUUCGGUUUUGAAAUGGGUUUGAACCAUUACACCGGGAUUUUGGUGUACAAAUAUCUACCUUUUCAAGUUUAUCAGACAGCGAUGACGAUUGUCAAUUCGGUGUACUGGCUUCUAGUGUUUGUAAUCAUAAAGUUUAACGGGUUUUGGCAUGCAAACAUGCCCAGUUGGUUGUUAUUCAUGGUUGGGUCGUUAUUUUUGUUUCUGGGCGCGCUGUACGUGUAUUUUUUUGUUGUUGAGGUCAAAGGUAGGAGUUUGGUUCAAAUACAGUUGGAUAUAGGGGGUAAUCCAGUGGGAACAAGAGCUGCCAUAGGUAUGAGAACUGGAGGGGAUGACAUAUGGUAGCGAACAUGUAUCUCGAAGAUAAUUGGUGUUCAAAGUGUAAAAUAUGAUAGGUUAAGGCGUAAAUAUGUUAAAACAACUAAUAAAGACGAUUGAAGUAUCA
Messenger RNA from Harmonia axyridis, 1957 nucleotides. RefSeq names its product facilitated trehalose transporter Tret1-like. Bases 481 to 1857 code for a protein of 458 amino acids. The transcript is spliced from 3 exons. Gene Ontology annotation, biological process: transmembrane transport. The record is from RefSeq and is a predicted model, not a curated record. Gene Ontology annotation, cellular component: membrane. NCBI's taxonomy places the organism in Eukaryota, Metazoa, Arthropoda, Insecta, Coleoptera, Coccinellidae. Gene Ontology annotation, molecular function: transmembrane transporter activity.